Molecule: messenger RNA, 2670 nt
Organism: Striga asiatica
Lineage: Eukaryota; Viridiplantae; Streptophyta; Magnoliopsida; Lamiales; Orobanchaceae
Source: the annotation of a GenBank genome assembly
AUGGUCUUAAGGCUCAGCAGAUCCUCCCGCAGUUUAAUCGGUUACCCGCUCCGUCGCAUAUCCAAUCAAACCCGUGCUUUACACCAUCUCACAAACCCUAACCCCAAUCGCAAAUUUGUUCUCUUCAAUCCCCACGAGACAUUCCUCAACGACGUUUUCAUAUCGGUUCUUCCGGUCGACGGCAGCCAGCGCAUCUCACCGGAAAAAAAAUUCUACUUCUAUCCGCCCAAGUCCGAGCCGUUGUGUCCCUUCGGCAUUAUUGACGUCCAUAGAGACUUCACCCCGUCGUCUCCUGAUUAUUGGCCUCGAUGCGUCUAUGGUUGUGGUCGGCCCAGCAGCUGCCAUGGCUUAUUUUGCGCUGGGUUCGGAUUCGACCCGCUAUCUAAAGACUAUAAGGUAUUGAUGUUUGUCGACAACAGCGACAGCCUAGAAUAUAAUGAAGACGAUCCCUGUUAUGAGGUGUGUUCCCUCAAGACUGGUUCUUGGCGUCCUGUAUCCAAUAAUCCUCAACCUCCGUCAGAUGAUUACUCAAUAUUCUGUGACUCUGUUUACAUAGAUGGGAUUUGUUAUUCACUUGCACGUGACAACAGUUCAAGGAGUCUUUUCGGCAUAGUUUCCUUCGACUUUGCCACUGAAGAAUUCUCGUGGUCCAGAUGGCGACAUGUAAACGACAAGUGUUUUUGGCCUCGUGGGUUUUGUCUGGUAGAAUAUGAGGGGUUGCUCGGUUGUGUUCUUUUUCAUGAGGUGGAAGGCAUGACGAAAUUCCAUUUGUUGGUUAGAGAGAAUGAGUCGUGGUCUCAGGUGACCAGCUUCCGUGUUCCUGGAGCAUGUAGACCCGUGGCGUGCUUGGGUAAAGACAAGUGGUUUUUCAAAGGAAAAAAUGAUGAGCUGCUGUUUUCAAAGCCUGUCUGCAUUUAUGACUUGCCCAAGUAUGGAGAAAUUAUUCCUUUUGUGGAAAGCACAAUCUGGCCCUGUGCUAUAAGGAAUAAGCCCGAUGGCGGGCAGUCUUAUUACAAUCAGACCGUCUUGUGUAGUCAGAUGGACGAGCCUUUUAAUCCAAUCCAACCGUUUUCGUUUGUAUUCUCCGAUGAUCAUGUGUUGGUGGACUCGGUCGGUGGUGUUUCCUCUUACUGCCUCGUCUCUCACCGUUACAAUGAUAGCAGUAAAGUAAGCAAUGAUUUAGCCUCGGGGAAGCCAAGGUCAAAACGAAAUGAUCCCUUACACUCCAUUCCUGAGGACCUGAAUAUAUCCCAUCUCGUUUGUAAGUUACACUAUUACGUCGACCUACAGGAUAUCCAAGUUAGCCAGAAUUACGAAAAGUCGAGCUUAACUUGGAGUGAUCGUCUUAGAAGCGGCCAUUUUCUGGCGAAGGUUCAAACAAAUUAUAAAGCAAAAGUCCACCAAAUUGAUUAUAAACGCGACUUCAGAACAGCUCUGUUCCGAACAUGUCCUAAAGUCGGGGACAUACUUAUUACCCCAACAGCUGAGGGCGUCGUCGAGGAGCUGCGGGCGUCGAGUGUGCUCGCUGCGUGUCAGAUAAGGCUCAGCACAUCCUCCCGCAGUUUAAUCGGUUACCCACUCCGUCGCAUCCCCAAUCAAACCCGUGCUUUGCACCAUCUCACAAACCCUAACGCCAAUCCCAAAUUUGUCCUCUUCACUCCCCACAAGAUAUUCCUCAACGACGUUUUCAUAUCGGUUCUUUCGGUCGACGGCCGCCCGCGCAUCACACCGGAAAAAAAUUUCUACUUUGAGCCCCCAGAGUCCGAGCCGUCGUGUCCCUUCGGCAUAUUGACAUCGAUAGAGACCUCACCCCGUCUUCUCCCGAUUAUGGGACUCAACACAUUUGUGGUUAUGGAUAGUGCAAAUUAUUGCGAGGACUCAAAUACAGUUGUGGUGUUAAACCCAUUAAUUAAUGAGUUCAAAUCUCUCGACUGCUCCCCCAUCAGACGGCGUCUCCUCGCUGAAUGUAAUAGCUUAGUUUGUGCUGGGUUCGGAUUCGACACUGUUUCUAAAGACUAUAAGGUAUUGAUGCAUGUCGACAACAUCUUCAGCCCCAAAUACAAUCCCGACGAUCCCUGUUAUGUGGUGUGCUCCCUCAAGACUGGUUCUUGGCGUCCUGUAUCUAAUAAUCCUCAACCUCCGUCAGAUGAUUCGCCUAGUGUUUACUCAAUAUUCUGUCACUCUGUUUACAUAGAUGGGAUUAGUUAUUCGCUUGCACUAGAUCACAAAUCCGAGAGUCUUUUCGGCAUAGUUUCCUUCGACUUUGCCACUGAAGAAUUCUUGUGGUCCAGAUGGCGACAUGUAAACGACAAGUGUUUUUGGCCUCGUGGGUUUUGUCUGGUAGAAUAUGAGGGGUUGCUCGGUUGUGUUCUUUUUCAUGAGGUGGAAGGCACGACGAAAUUCCAUUUGUUGGUUAGAGAUAAUGAGUCGUGGGCUCAGGUAACCAGCUUCUGUGUUCCUGGAGCAGAUAGACCAGUGGCGUGCUUAGGUAAAGACAAGUGGUUUUUCAAAGGGAAAAAGGAUGAGCUGCUGUUUUUCGAUCCAACCGCUGUGGACCCAAAGCCUGUCUGCAUUUAUGACUUGCCCAAUUAUGGAGAAAUUAUUCCUUUUGUGGAAAGCACAAUCUGGCCCUGUGCUAUAAGGAAUAAGCCUGAUGGCGAACGAUACUGA